Monomorium pharaonis (pharaoh ant) is the source of this 371-nucleotide messenger RNA. RefSeq lists its product as uncharacterized. NCBI's taxonomy places the organism in Eukaryota, Metazoa, Arthropoda, Insecta, Hymenoptera, Formicidae. Bases 20 to 355 code for a protein of 111 amino acids. The record is from RefSeq and is a predicted model, not a curated record. The transcript has 2 exons.
CUGCGCCGCAUCGGAGGCGAUGACGAUGGCGGGAGUCACCUCCAAAAAUGGCGGUCCGUGGGGCGCUCUCCACGUGGUGGAAGUUCGUGCUGCGCGCGCGUCCCAAAACUCCAGAUCCUUCCCGGCGAAGACGUGCUUCGCGCACGACCGUCGGAAGACGGAUUUCUCGAAUACGUGCUUCGCGCACGACCGUCGGAGGACGGAUUUCUUGACGCGGCGUAGCGCGCCGAACGUUGCUGCGGGUCCCAAACCGCAGGCAACGGUGCACAAGGGUGAAGAGAAUGCACUCACGCGACACGAGAACGUCGCCGCGCGCGCGCUCGCCUGGCGCGAGGCCGGCGCCGGUAUGUUCUAGAUCGAGCGUCCUUAGA